Bathycoccus prasinos is the source of this 768-nucleotide messenger RNA. RefSeq lists its product as hypothetical. The record is from RefSeq and is a predicted model, not a curated record. The transcript has a single exon. Lineage: Eukaryota; Viridiplantae; Chlorophyta; Mamiellophyceae; Mamiellales; Bathycoccaceae. Bases 1 to 768 code for a protein of 255 amino acids.
AUGUCGAUGAUACCCGAAGGCGACGAGUUUUGCAUAACUUCGGCGAAGGAGAAGAAGGGAAAUAAUCAAGAAGAAGAACGACGAGAUGGUGAUGAUGAUGAUGAUGUCGUCGUUCGAGCGGUUGGAUUCUCGUCGUCGAUGAAACAUUGGGCGAGUUGGACGAAAGGCGAGGAUUUGGAAGUUCGAGACGAGGAAGACGAUAAAAGUCGUUCUCCUCCACUCGAACUUCUUUUCUCGGGAUGGAACCAAUUCGGGCAACUCGGCGAUGGGAGUUGUCAAUCGAGAGCGCCUGAUGAUUUUCAACCGGUGCCUCUGUUCUCGCGGAUGAACAUUCGAGUGCGGAAAGUUGCGUGCGGUUUGUUUCAUUCCGUCGCGUUGUGCGAAGGCGGCUCCGCCUACGGUUUCGGACAAAACCCGCAAAUAGGCGCGCCGAAAGAUGUCAAAUACUCCACGAUACCACGCCUCAUCGAAGGCGGCGAUUUAAACGACGAAGACGAGAUUGAAUUCAUCAGCUGCGGAUCUCGCCACACGCUCGUCGCGACGAAACGAAAAGUUUUCUCCUUCGGCUCCAACGCGAAGCGCCAGUGCGGCUUUUUACGAGACGACGAUACUACCGACGACAAUACCGAAAACGACGACGACGAAGAAGAAGAAAAAGAUAACGUCUACCUCCCUCGCUUAACGCUCUCAAUAGUGCGAGGGUCCUCUUCUCGCAUACAUCGCGUUCGGUGCGAACGAUGGAGUUCUUUCGUCCUACUCUCGUCGUAA